UCAAAAUUUAUUUAUGUUUCCUUAAGAAAUAUAAAAAAAAAAAAAAUCGAAACUUCAUCGCCUCUGUUUCUUGAGAGCCAAAAACCCCCCUCUCCCCUUCGCUUUCUUCUUCCCCUUCCCCUCUGUAAACCCAACAAAAAAAAAAAAAAAAGUAAAAGUAAAAAAAAAAAAAAAAUAGAAACCCCAUUUUGUAUUAUUCAAUUCUAGAUCUUAGGAAAAAGAAAAUCCCAAUCAAAAUCAAGUAUUUCUGUACAAUACAUUGGAGGUUUCUGUGUAAAUCACGAGGUGGAGCUGUUUUUUUUUUUUUUUUUGUGUGUUUCAUUUUAAGGGGAAGAAUCUGAAAGGAAUUGGUUGUUGGAUUUUUUUUCUUAGAUCGCCAUUUUGACCUGCAUUGUUCAGAUCUCUCUGAAUUCGGGUUUCAUUUUUUGUUUUUCUGGGUUUGUUUGUAGUUGGUUUGUUUUUGGAUCUGUUGGCUGAUGUUUCGAAGUCUUGGCCUCGCCUUUUCAAUUGGGUUUUCGCAAGAGAUGAUGAAUAUGUGAGAUGGUGAUGAUCUGAUUGAUUUUGUUUGUGAUUUUUGGCUCGCAUUGGGAUUUGUUUGUUGAGUUUUUCGCCAUUGACAUUGAUUAAUCGGAUUCUGAGAAUUUUGGGAGGUGGGAGCUUAAGAUCUUGAAGAAUUUUUGAAGAUUUUAGCUUGUAAUGUGCCUUAAUAUCUGAGAAGGACAAGAAUCGUGUGUUUUGUUUAUUGGAAAUUUGAAUUUGAAGAUGGAUACAUUAUCUUCAAUCAGCGAGGAACUUGCAGAUAUCGAGGGUCAAAUCAAUGAUAUCUUCCGAGCUUUGUCAAAUGGAUUUCAGAAGUUGGAGAAGAUUAAAGAUUCAAAUAGGCGGAGUAGACAAUUGGAAGAGUUGACAGAUAAGAUGCGAGAAUGUAAGAGGCUUAUUAAGGAGUUUGACAGAGAAGUCAAAGAUUUAGAAGGAGGGAACAACGCUAACACUAACAAAAUGCUGAGUGAGAAAAAGCAGUCUAUGAUCAAAGAGUUGAACUCAUAUGUUGCCCUUAAAAAGCAACAUGCAAGCACUCUUGACAACAAGCGAAUCGAUCUCUUUGAUGGACCUGGUGAAAGUUAUGGGGAAGAAAAUGUGUUGCUAGCUUCAAAUAUGACAAAUCAACAAUUGAUUGAUAGUGGAAACAGGAUGAUGGAUGAAACUGAUGAAGCAAUUGAGAGGUCAAAAAAGGUAGUUCAAGAAACGGUGAAUGUGGGAAUGGAGACAGCUGCAGCGCUGAAGGCGCAGACCGAGCAAAUGAGCAGGAUCGUGAACGAGCUUGACUCCAUACAUUUCUCACUGAAGAAAGCCUCCAAACUGGUGAAGGAAUUAGGAAGACAAGUUGCAACUGAUAAAUGUAUAAUGGCCCUCCUCUUCAUCAUUGUCCUUGGUGUCAUUGCCAUUAUCAUUGUCAAGUUGGUGAAUCCAAAUAACAAGGACAUUCGGGACAUUCCGGGGUUGGCACCGCCCGUUCAGAGUCGAAAACUGCUAUGGAAUUCUGGUUAGAAACCCGAGUUACGAGAAAGAAUCAUAAUUCAUAUCCUGAAACUCACUCACUUUUCUUGGAAUGCUGUGCGCAAUUAGCUAGCUACGUGAAAUUCUUCUAGCCUUUUGUAGCUUUGUGAGAUAAUAAGCUCUGAUGGGCUGAAUGAAGGAAGGAAAGGAAAGGGGCUUUGCUGACUUCAUUCAAACAUUUAAUAUUGGCAAAAGGAGGGGGACAGCUUAGCCAGGUUCUUUCAUAUACCUAUGUCCAAGUUCAAGAUUGUUACCCUUUACUUUAAAGCUACAAUUUAUAUUCAUUCUCACUGUGUCCUGUCCUGUCUUUGAGAUUUUAUUGAUAUAUAUAUGUAUGGUUCUGUCUUGUAUAAUGUAACCUUAAAAUCACUCAUAUAUUCUAUUGUUUUGCAUUUA
Messenger RNA from Cucumis melo (muskmelon), 1953 nucleotides. Its product is annotated as novel plant SNARE 11. The coding region runs from base 763 to 1548 and encodes 261 amino acids. The record is from RefSeq and is a predicted model, not a curated record. Gene Ontology annotation, cellular component: SNARE complex; ER to Golgi transport vesicle membrane; late endosome membrane. Gene Ontology annotation, molecular function: SNAP receptor activity; SNARE binding. The transcript is spliced from 8 exons. Gene Ontology annotation, biological process: retrograde vesicle-mediated transport, Golgi to endoplasmic reticulum; vesicle fusion. Lineage: Eukaryota; Viridiplantae; Streptophyta; Magnoliopsida; Cucurbitales; Cucurbitaceae.